Messenger RNA from Propithecus coquereli (Coquerel's sifaka), 1400 nucleotides. It is a transcript of the gene ABRAXAS1, whose product is annotated as family with sequence similarity 175, member A. Gene Ontology annotation, molecular function: microtubule binding; polyubiquitin modification-dependent protein binding. The transcript is spliced from 9 exons. The coding region runs from base 13 to 1245 and encodes 410 amino acids. Gene Ontology annotation, biological process: mitotic spindle assembly; attachment of spindle microtubules to kinetochore; protein K63-linked deubiquitination. Lineage: Eukaryota; Metazoa; Chordata; Mammalia; Primates; Indriidae. The record is from RefSeq and is a predicted model, not a curated record. Gene Ontology annotation, cellular component: nucleus.
GGCGGCGGCGCCAUGGAGGGCGAGAACACGUCGGCGGUGCUCUCGGGCUUUGUGCUCGGCGCGCUCGCCUUCCAGCACCUCAACACGGACUCGGACACGGAAGGUUUUCUUCUUGGGGAAUUGAAAGGUGAAACCAAGAAUCGCAUUACAGAUGCCCAAAUGGAUGAUGUUAAAGUUCUUUAUACAGUUGACAUUCAGAAAUAUAUUCCAUGCUAUCAGCUUUUUAGCUUUUAUAAUUCUUCAGGUGAAGUAAAUAAGGAAGCACUAAAGAAAAUAUUUUCAAGUGUCAAAAAGAGUGUGGUAGGUUGGUACAAAUUCCGUCGUCAUUCAGAUCAGAUCAUGACAUUUAGAGAGAGGCUGAUUCACAAAAACUUACAGAACCAUUUUUCACGUCAAGAACUUUUUUUUCUGCUGUUAACACCAAGUAUAAUAACAGAAAGCUGCUCUACUCAUCGGCUGGAACAUGCCUUAUAUAGACCUCAGAAAGGACUUUUUCAUAGGGUACCAUUAGUGGUUGCCAAUCUGGGCAUGUCUGAACAGCUGGGUUAUAAAACUGCAUCAGGUUCCUGUACGUCCACUGGUUUUAGCCGAGCAGUAGAAACACACAGCUCUGAAUUUUUUGAAGAAGAUGGAUCUUUAAAGGAGGUACAUAAGAUAAAUGAAAUGUAUGCUUCAUUACAAGAGGAAUUAAAGAGUACAUGCGAAAAAGUGGAACACAGUGAAGAAGCAGUAGAGAAACUACUACAGGAUAUAAACCGAUUAAAAGAAGAAAUUAAAAAAAGGAAACAAGCACGGACUCAAGCAGAACGAGAGAAGAAUGCCCCAAAAGACCCUCAGGAGAACACUUUUCUUUGUCAAGCUUUACGGACGUUUUUUCCGGAUUGUGAAUUUCUUCGUUCAUGUGUUAUGUCUUUGAAAAACAGGUGUAUUUCUAAAAGUAGCUGCAACAGCAGCCACCAUCUUGAGGUGGUAGACAACCUGACCUUAAUGGUAGAAUACACUGACGUUCCUGAAGCUAGUCCAGCUAGUACACCACAAAUGAUUAAGCGUAAAUCUUUAGAAAAGACAGGCGAUGGAUGGCAAUUCAAGAAAUCACGGCUGUCGGAGACACAAAACAAACCAUCUAAAACAGGUACUGAUAGUAGUAACCAAGAAAAAACAUCCACAAUAAGCAGCCCAGAAACAGAUGAAGAGAUUGAGACAAUGCAGGGUUCAGGUGAAUAUUCACAGUCUCCUACAUUUUGAUCCUUUUAACCCAAAAGGAGAUUUCUGAUUUGGCUGAAGGAUAAAGUCAAACGUUUCUAUCAUUUUUGCUAUGUUCAGCUACUUGCAGUAAUACAUAAAUAUAUUCAGAUAUAUUCAUUUGUUUUUACUAUAUUCAGCUAUUUUUAGUAAUACAU